AUGCCAUCACUUCGUGUGGGGAAUCGCCUAAGGACUUACAAGCCAGGGCUCGAUCGAGUUGAAGCUUGGCCGGUCGAGUUGAGGAACUCGACCGGUUGGUCGAGUAGACGGUCGAGCUGGUCUUCAAGAUGGCUUCUCCCUUCUUCCUUUGCGUAUCCAGUUGAGCUGCUUCCAUGUGCCAAGUCCCUCCAUGCUCCUCAUGUCCCAUAUGCUCCAGAAUGCUCCAAAAGACCUAUUUCAAAGGACCAAACAUGCAUAUAAAAGGAGUUAUACCAAAAGAGUGAGACUGUCCAGACGGCUCUAUCGAGAGAACAGCGCCCAAACCGCGCAGUCCGGCUGGCCGAGGAAACAUGUUCCGCGCUCGGCCAAAUCUCCGUCCGACUGAAGUCUCGGCCAAAGUCCAAACCACUCGGCCGAUCACGCAUCACGACCCGGGAAACAGUCCCGCGGUCGGCCACGCCACAACCGCCACGCCACCGCGCACGACCAGCGCGCGAGCCGGGAAAAGCCUCGCGGCCGCGCAACCGCUUCGCGUACCGGCCGAUGCAUCCGUCCGAGCCGGGAAAGAACGUCCCGCGUCCGGCCGAGAGAUUUCAUCGGCCAAACUAUCCGUCGACCACGCCGGCCGACCGUGAAUCCGUCCGACCCCGACCGUUCCGACUCGGCCACGACCCGAUGUCCGGCCGAUCGUCCCGACCGACCGUCCCAACGCCGCGGUCGACCCGAAGCCCUUUUGAAGCCCAAACUUAUGUUUUCAAGCCCGGCUUAACCCUAAGCCGCCUCUAA
Microthlaspi erraticum is the source of this 786-nucleotide messenger RNA. The record is from the annotation of a GenBank genome assembly. Lineage: Eukaryota; Viridiplantae; Streptophyta; Magnoliopsida; Brassicales; Brassicaceae.